Molecule: messenger RNA, 480 nt
Organism: Ilex paraguariensis (yerba mate)
Lineage: Eukaryota; Viridiplantae; Streptophyta; Magnoliopsida; Aquifoliales; Aquifoliaceae
Source: the annotation of a GenBank genome assembly
AUGAAGUCGCAUGUGCAAGAGUCCCUUGCUUUGUUCACAACAAGACUUUUAUCAAACAGUUGUAGUCGUUACCAUUGUUCCUCUUGUUCGUCUGACCAGAAUGGUUCUGGGUUUGUCUCUAUUAAGCCCGAGGAUGAUGCUGGAAUCGUUCAUCAAGAAUUUCAGAAAUGGAAUAAUGGAGGUGGUACUUUCCACAAGUCAGCUUGCGUUGAUCCAACAGUUCACAUAGAAUUUGGCGCAGUAGUCCAUUCAGAAUCUGUGCUGGGUGCAAAUGUUCAUGUUGGAUCAGGAGCUAUAAUUGGACCUGCUGUCACAAUUGGUCAAUCAACGAGAAUAGGGUACAAUGUUGUGCUUAGUAAUUGCACAAUUGGUGAUUCAUGCGUAUUCCACAAUGGGGUGUGCAUAGGUCAAGAUGGAUUUGGGUUUUUUGUGGAUGAAUGUGGAGACAUGGUGAAGAAGCCUCAGGUUAGUGGUAUUUAA